This is a messenger RNA of Rubroshorea leprosula, 711 nucleotides long. The record is from the annotation of a GenBank genome assembly. Lineage: Eukaryota; Viridiplantae; Streptophyta; Magnoliopsida; Malvales; Dipterocarpaceae.
CUAUCUUCCUCAUUGCUACCGAAUCUCCUUCCUCACCAAAGCCAUGGCCAUCAUCGAUCUUCAUCAUCUUCUCUCCUUCAUUGCUGCCGAACCCCUUCCUCACCAAAGCCAUGACCCUAUCUUCCUCAUUGCUGCCGAAUCUCCUUCCACUCCGGCCAUAGUAAUAGGCUUCGCCGGAGUACCGGCUUCUUCACCCGGAUUCCAUUCAAAUCUAGGAAUAUGAAAACUGCUUCGUCCUCCCUGUCACGCUCUUUCCCCCUCCUCUCACUCACUCUAUGUACUUUUUUUUGUCUCUCUUUAUUCCACUUUUUCAUCAGUACUGGGCGAUGUUGGGUCCUAUUUUGCGUCUUUGAUAAUCGAAAACGAAGCUACCUCCAAACCACUGUACUGGAAAGUUACCAACCCCACUCUACUGCCUUCUCAUCUCCAAGAUUUGCCUGGUUUCACUCAAAGUGUUUACGAAAGGGACCACGCAAUAAUUACACCGGAGAGUCAUGUAUUCAGUCCUCUACCUGAAUGGACUAAAACAUUGGAAGCAUAUUUAAUCACACUGGAAAUGGGUGCACACUUUGUGAUGUACCUGGCCAAAAUGCAGGGUCUAAUCCUAUUUGAGUAGUUAGUUGUAUAUGCUUCAUUUUGCUUUCAGAUAUCUGUGUAGCAGCUGAUGCAACCUUUUAAUUUCAUUACUGCUCAUGCGUGUCUAAUAUGAUU